Chrysochloris asiatica (Cape golden mole) is the source of this 1294-nucleotide messenger RNA. RefSeq names its product ubiquitin-conjugating enzyme E2G 1 (gene UBE2G1). NCBI's taxonomy places the organism in Eukaryota, Metazoa, Chordata, Mammalia, Afrosoricida, Chrysochloridae. Gene Ontology annotation, biological process: protein polyubiquitination; proteasome-mediated ubiquitin-dependent protein catabolic process. Bases 259 to 771 code for a protein of 170 amino acids. The transcript has 6 exons. Gene Ontology annotation, molecular function: ubiquitin conjugating enzyme activity. The record is from RefSeq and is a predicted model, not a curated record.
AGCGAAGUCCCAGUGCGCGCCGCGGCUGCCCGGGUACCCUCCCCUUCCGGGCGUGAGGCGCUGUGAGAAGAGCUGAACCGAGAGGACUCGAGCCGGCAGCGAGGACCCUCUGCCGCCGCCCCAGCCCAGCCUCUCUUGGCUUCAGCGCGCCCGUCGUGGGGGCCCGGUUUCCUCAGUACACCCAGAUUCAGCCGCCCCCAGAGCCUGCUCCCAGUCCUUCGAAAGCCCCGGCACCGGUCCGGGCCCUUGUCGGGGAGGAUGACGGAGCUGCAGUCAGCGCUGCUACUGCGAAGACAGCUGGCAGAACUCAACAAAAACCCAGUGGAAGGCUUUUCAGCAGGUUUAAUAGAUGACAAUGAUCUUUAUCGAUGGGAAGUUCUAAUUAUUGGUCCUCCGGACACACUUUAUGAAGGUGGUGUUUUUAAGGCUCAUCUCACUUUCCCAAAAGAUUACCCCCUCCGGCCUCCUAAAAUGAAAUUCAUUACCGAAAUCUGGCAUCCAAAUGUUGAUAAAAAUGGUGAUGUGUGCAUUUCUAUUCUUCAUGAGCCUGGGGAAGAUAAGUAUGGUUACGAGAAGCCAGAGGAACGCUGGCUCCCCAUCCACACCGUGGAAACCAUCAUGAUUAGUGUCAUUUCUAUGCUGGCAGACCCUAACGGAGACUCACCUGCUAAUGUCGACGCUGCGAAAGAAUGGAGGGAAGACCGAAAUGGAGAAUUCAAAAGGAAAGUUGCUCGCUGUGUAAGAAAAAGCCAAGAGACUGCUUUUGAGUGACACUUAUUCAGCAGCUAGUAACUUCACUUAUUUCAGGGUCUCCAAUUGAGAAACAUGGCACUGUUUUUCCUGCACUCUACCCACCUAUUGCUGGACUUCUGUUGUAACAAGUUGGCAAACACUGGCUGGAACUGGGCUGCAAUAAAACAUGCCAGUUAUCAAUGCUGACAAGAGCCUACCAAGUGCCAACUUAUAGAUGAUUACGCAUUUUGAAUUCUAAUGAACUGUUUUAACCUUCAGGAAGAAUUGUAAAGACCUGUACAUAGCACAACCGGAUACUAUAUACACUGCUCAUGUACAUCCACAAAUACACCUUGUACCAAAUAAUGCUUUCUUGUAGUAGAAUAAGAAUCGUGUAAAUUCCAAAAGAUUUUUAGCAGUUUUUCUUUCCCUAUUCAUCGUUUCUUAUCAGUUUUUAAAGAUUCCUUAAAGCAUGUCAGAUGAAAAGCAAUUAGGAUUAAAAGUUUCCAUUUAAUUUCCUUUUAAACCACGAGGCUUCAUUAAAAUCUUUUCACUUACUAAA